AAGUAAUCUCAGACUUUUGAAAGUGUUGUUUGCAAGUACAUUUGCUAGACGGUCAUUAAAAAGUGAUUAUAUUAUCGAGAGUAUGACGUCUCCAGAGAAUUUAAAGUAAUGAAGAGUCAGUUCAAAGCGAUAUCAUUACACACUGAUUGUUGACAUUAAACAAACAACACGUUUUGGAUUCCUUUUAUGCGGAUAUUUCAGGCGACGUGGAUUUUGAAACGGAUUUAAAGCAAAGAUUUCACUAGGGAGACGAUGACAAAGUCAACAACAGCUGCGAUCAGCUUUACAUUAUUUUGACAGAAGAAUUGAAGGAAAAGGAUAGUCAACAGAAGGUCAGUGAAGGUAUACUGCACGAUACUGCAAGAUACAACUGUACAAGACUUUUGUCAGUUGUAGUGUUGCGACAGGAUUACAGAACACGUUGUUCAACAGUUUUCAAGUUUUCAGAUCAUGUUUUAAGAAAACUCAUGUCUCUGCCCUGCCUUCACCAAGCUGUUUCUACAGGCAGACUGCAUCAGAUUCGUUUGUUGCUAGACAUUGGUGUAAAGCCAACAUUAGUGGACAAUCAGGGUCGUACGCCGCUCAUGACGGCAGCUUGUAUGACAAAAGAGACGAUUGCGCUACGGAUAUCGCGCUUGCUGUUGAGUCGCGGUGCGCUUACGGAGUGCGUGGAUAACCAGGGUAGAACGGCGUUAUCUUACGCCUGUGAAAAUGGACACUGUAAACUGGUUAAGCUGCUCAUAGACGCUGAUUACGAUAUCAACAUGCCGGACAAAGAAGGCAAUACGCCCCUCAUGUACGCGGCCAUAUCGGGUAAUGUGGCCACUCUGCGUGAGAUAUUAUGCGUGGUACUCAAAUACAGACUUAGCGUGGAUUUGAGAAAUAAGAAAGGCUUCUCUGCUUAUCUGUUAGCUGCGAAAAUGGCACACAGCGAAUGUGCCAGGAUUUUAAAGACAGAAGGAAAUGCCUCCGAUUGCGUCCGGGACACGGAGUAUUUCUUGAGUGACAAGGAAUGGGCAAAAAGAAUGAAAAGAAAUCUUAACAGAGACAAGAACAGCAAAACGGUUCAAAAGAUAGACAGCCGGACUCGUCCAAAUACGUCAUUUGAACUGCGUCGCACUAACAAACUUGCUGAAGGUUCUCGCAACCCUAGGGCAAUAUCCCGACUUACCACCCGCAGUGAGCCCGGGGUGAUGGUACGAAGGAGCGGAUUGGUAAACACUUGGGUACCCUGUUCAGAAGAACAUUCGCAAAAUGAACAAACAUUACGCGGCACUAGCCCUUCCUCGGUAUCUUCCAGCAGCCGACAAAGCACUAUUCCACGGGUGGUUCGAACCUUAACACCCGACUUACACGCCAUAUUUAGUCAGUAUGUUCUCAUUGACAACAGGCCAGCGGUUACUGUGGCAGACCGCAGGAUGCCCUAUGCUACCAAACACGAAGAGACGCGAGUGCCGUCUAAACCUGCGUCAAGAAAUUCUCGAAUGAGUGUUUCGAUAAAGAAAAAAGUAUCUAUCCUCAGAUAACGAGACCAAUUCUUCCAGAUAAAUGUCUUCGAUCCUUUAGGUCAGCGCCAAGGAUUGAGACGUCCCGAUCCAUUGCGCUGAGCGAAAAGACACUCCGUCUUGGGACGAGAAUGAUAGCAGAAAAUCAUCACUUCGUUUUCCAGUUAUCUAUAGAACGCUCCAACAUACAUUUUGACUACUCUC
Molecule: messenger RNA, 1709 nt
Organism: Porites evermanni
Lineage: Eukaryota; Metazoa; Cnidaria; Anthozoa; Scleractinia; Poritidae
Source: the annotation of a GenBank genome assembly